This is a messenger RNA of Heterotrigona itama, 291 nucleotides long. The record is from the annotation of a GenBank genome assembly. Lineage: Eukaryota; Metazoa; Arthropoda; Insecta; Hymenoptera; Apidae.
AUGGGCUGCGAACUUAGCAAAUUGGCGACACCGAAUCAACCUACUACAGACUCACGGCUUCCGUUAACAGCGAAACAGAAAUUUACGGUUAUGGCUAGCUGGAAAGCAGUAUCCAGAAAGUUAGAAACGACUGGUGUCGUUAUGCUCCUAAGGUUUGUAACGCAUAAUAUACAAAAUAUAAAUACUUAUUUAUACAUAUUAAGUGUAAGGAAAAUUUUAUUAGAAUUACAACUUAUAAAGGAUGUUAUUCAAACCGAGAGACAAACAAGACACAUGGCUUUGUACAAUUAA